Messenger RNA from Arctia plantaginis, 237 nucleotides. The record is from the annotation of a GenBank genome assembly. NCBI's taxonomy places the organism in Eukaryota, Metazoa, Arthropoda, Insecta, Lepidoptera, Erebidae.
AUGUCUGUAAUGAUGGAAGUGUACGGUUCGCGAUUGCGCCGGCGCCGUGGAAUGGGCAGAAAAAGCUCACAGGGCGACAGCGGGCAGAGCGGGGAUGUGGGGGCGGCUCGGAAGAGUGGGAGAGAGGAGAGCGGGGUGAAGCGAGCGCAUACGGCGGGGAGCGCGCGCCGUCGGCCACCGAACAGGACUAGGUGGCCGUUGCGUGUAGAGCGUUGUCGAUUCUUUGGUAGGUCUUAG